AUGCCGGGGGGGGCAGGGGGGCACGCGGGACGGUCCCUGCUGCUGUGGCUGGGCGUGGCCAUACUGGGUCAUGCACUGGUGGCGCUCUUCGGUGUCCUCGAUCGCUGGUUGCAGGUCAAGCCUUCGCCGCCCCUGCCUGCCCUGCGGCUGGCGCUGCUGGUCAGCCUGCUGGCGCUGGUGAGCGCGGCGAUAGUGGAUGCUGCGGCGAGGGUAACAGGCGCGGUGCCGAGGGCGGGGCGGCUGCGACGGAGCGACCGCGAGCAGCAGUUUCUGCGGCGGCAGGGCAGCGGCAAGCCUGCGCCACCCAAGUGUUGUCGCAUCAGCGCCGAGGGCAGCACCUCGUGCCCCCAGCAAGCAGACAGUGGCCAGGUCGCAGAGGACAGUCACUUGGCUGCGCAGGCAGAUGAGGCCAGCGGGCAGCAGGCGGACGCAGGCGCAGCUGUCGGCACUGCCGCCGCCCCGGGCCCCUCCCCCUUCCAGCAGCCCUCCGCCCCCACCUGGCAUCGGCAGGACAGCACCUUUGUGCGGCGGCCCGGCCAGCCGCUGCCGCCGCGGCCGGAGCUGGCGCUGCAGCGGGGGCUGUCGCGCCGGGUGCGGGACCUGGGCGAGGGUCGGCCGCAGCUGGUGUACUGGGGCGCGCUCGCCGUCACCACCUCCCUCUGCAACAAGUGGCGGCACAAGCCGCCCGGCGGCGGCGCCACCAUCACCGCCGAGUGUCACGAGGUGGAGCUGCCGAGUCUGGAGGCGGGCGUGGUGGCGGCGCAGGAUGCCGACGUGUUCAUCGGCAUGCACGGCGCCAACAUGGCCAACUCCUGGCUCAUGCGGCCUGGCAGCAGCGCCAUUGAGAUCAGCCCCUACGAGUGA
Messenger RNA from Chlorella variabilis, 864 nucleotides. Its product is annotated as expressed protein. Lineage: Eukaryota; Viridiplantae; Chlorophyta; Trebouxiophyceae; Chlorellales; Chlorellaceae. The transcript has 5 exons. The coding region runs from base 1 to 864 and encodes 287 amino acids. The record is from RefSeq and is a predicted model, not a curated record.